GAGCCCUGACCUCCUGAAGCCGCGACAUGUUGAAGGCACCGAGUCCCAGGACCCGGGAUUUCUUAAGUGCAUUUGUGAGGCUGCCACGUGGGUCGGGUAUGCUCUGCCUUUGGCCUGUAUUCCCCGACUGCAAGCUUGUUGGUCGCCUUUCGUUGGGGUGCGUGUUGGAGAAGCAAGUCACCCAGGCCCCAAGGGGUCCGAGGGUAAGAGUGGCUUUAAUCUUGAUGUGGGCAGCCUUUUGGGGCCUGACUUUGCAGCGACCAUUCGCUCUUUCAUCGAAGCGGCCGUUCAAAAAGCCAUCCAGGAGGCUCUGCAGGGACUUUCCCUUGGAGGCAAAGGCGGCCACGACCCUGAGCAGCCAGGCCCCAAACGCCGUAAGCGCCAUCACGGCAAAGGUGCUGCAGCUGCCGCGGGUGAGGACUCGGGUGGGCAUUCUGGAGCUCCUGCUGCCCCGACAGACCCAGGCUCCUCGAAUGCCAAAGGCAAGGCCAAAGGUGGUGACAAAGGAGUCGGUAACACUCCGACUUCGGGCACGGCUGGGAAAGGCCGGGGCAAGGAUGCUGGAAAGCCAAUUGAAUCGGGCCGCGGGCGAGGCAAGGGCGACAGCGCCCAUGGCAAAGGCCAGCCCACCGGCGCAAGCGCGCCUGAUGAUGAGUGGAAAACGGUCAGCCGUCAUAAGCCCCAGGCCCCGUGGCGUUUGAGGUCUUCUGACUGGACUGCUCCUGCAGUUAUUUUCGACGAGGUUGCCGGUCAACUUGAAGGUUCCACCGGUACCUAUAAAGCUGUUGUUCUGUGUGGGCCGGGACAAGCUGACUUGCUUGCUACACUGCUUUUAGGGUCCAAGCGGCCCCAUGGAGUCAUUGCCGUUACGCCCGACGAUCCCGAGGCCUCUGCGAGAUGUCCGGGCGAAGCCGGCAACCAGUGUGCUUUCAGACAGGUUCGCUAUCAUCACAUUAGCACGCCUGGAGUCGAUCUCCCGGGCCCCAAGGUCGCUGCGGCUAAGGCUCAGAAAGUCGUUGCAGCAAAAACUGUUGUUCUUUACGCCAGGAUCUACAAAAAGUUCGUUCCAAAGGCCACCUGGAAAGACGUUCUUGUCAGCCCCCAGAGGGCCUUCCAUUGCUGGAUUGCGCAACAACACCUCAAGGUUCAGGAUAGCUGGGGAUGGGCUAAGGAGCAGGCUCAGGGUGAAGACCACAAAGUCUACGGACUGUUCAGGGUGCCAGAGGCUGAGGUCACCGCUUUUGUAGCCAUGAGUGGGCGAGAUGGUUUCUUCAUUGACCCGCCGCGAUGGACACCCUUCCCUUCCUUUCUUGUGCAAUGGGCUGAGAAAGAGCCCAAAGAAACUGACCUUGAUUUUCUGCAGCGAGUUCGCACCAUUGAGGCCCCCUUGGGCAUCGUCGUUGGGCGGCGGGGCCUGGGUAAACGCAUCCCCAGGGAUGCCAGCCAGGCGAUUGCUCGAACAUGGAUGCUCGAACAUGCGCCUUUCGACUGGAGUGCGGCUCAGGCACUUGAGGCCGUCUCGACCAUCUUCACUGAGGUGACCAUGACCCGCCAGCAGCGCACACGUAAGGGCAUCAACUUUUUCUUCCGUGCUGAACACGCCACAGAUCAUGACGUUGUUGCCCUGCCCUUUGAAGACGGGACGAACACCGAGAUCCUUUGGUGCAGGUGGGCACCGGUUAGGGCCCGACCACAGGCCCAGACCAUCCGCACCAACGGCUCCUGGUCCUUGCUCCCGCCUAAGGACCCCUUCAGCGACACUACCAAAACCGCUCAAGUUGCACCGCAGCUGCAGGACGAUGAUGAGGAGGCCGGUGAUGCCGAGGUCUCGACCACGCCCGCUUCCGAAGCCGCCAAGGAGACUAAAGAGGUCACCGACAAGGAGACCAAGCGAGAGUUGAAUUACAACCGGCUCCCACCGAUGGCAAUUGCCUUUUCCAUGCUGCCUCUGCAGCUCUUUAAGGCCGCUCCGGAACCGCACAACGUUCUUCGCGCAAAGGUCGCGCAACACUUCAAGAAGCAUGCGGACCGUUACGAGCUGACCUGGGACAAGGAGCUCCCCAACAAAACUGUUGGGGAGUCGUUCCAAAAGUACAUUGAUGCAAUAUCCGUUGUUGACACUUGGGCAGGUCACCUUGAAUUAGCAGCCUUGGGGCGAAUUUUUGACGUGAAGUUCGUCAUUUACCCCACUUCCCCCGAGCUUGCUGUCUGCGCUGUUCAUGCUCAACAACGCAAAAGGGUAGUUGCUUUGGCCUUCAACGGGAGUCAUUACGAAUGGCUCCGGCCCACGGGGAAAUUGCCACAGGAGCUUUGUGACGUUGCCACAGCACCUCCCAAAGUGCCGAUGAGAGGGGGCGGCAAAGCUCUCUCCAACGUGCCUAGUGCCACUGGGUCUCGUCGGACUGCUUGGACCUCGAAUUCUGAAGUUGGGAGUGCCCGCUCUGUGUGGACGCCUGCAGAGACAAUUGUUAGUUCCUGCCAAGCGUCGGUUUGGACCGCCGGGUCCAACAAAGGCUCCGGCUUCAGCUCUGCGGUCUCUGUGCAGCCUGCAGCUUCUUCUGCCCCUGCCCUUGGUAGCGAAGAGCUUGAUGACCAUGUUUGCCCUGAAGCCACUAAGCUGCCCACUGACCGACAGAUCAAAUACUGGGGCAGAGCCGGGUGGCGGGUUGGCCGCAAUACAGAGGUCGUUUGCCCUCUGUGUCCUUUCCGUGCCGUUGCCAAAAAUGCUGGUGCUCGCAAGUCCAUCCUCUAUGGGCACUACAAGACCCAUCAUCCCGGCAAGGUUCCAUCCGGCGUUGUGCAUGGCGCCAGGCAGCCUACCUUGAUCAAGAGAAGUAAGGGAACCGCUUUGCAUUGGAAGUGCCCUCUUUGUACAUUCGGCAUUGCUGCUCGGGACGCCUUCGCUAAAGGCGCUGACGCUGUUACUGCUGACAAGCGAGCGCACUGCACGCAAGCACACCCCGAAACCUCUUGGAGUCGGUUCAAGGCAAUGGACAGGGCUCAGGUCAUCGACAAGGCUGCUGUCACACGUCGUGGCCGUGAGUGCUUGCGGCGCCUUAGCACCGCAAAAGGUACCGAGCUCGAGGGAUUCAGGCUCUUUUGUUGGCCCUACGCCACCCCUGCGAAGACAUUUGCAAUCACUGCCGGCAUCCGGUCCGGUUUUGGCUGGAUGUGUCUUUCAUGUUUCGGCCCUUACCGAUCUCCCAAGGAUGCCAUUGCUCACGUCCAGAAAGGCAAUUGCCAGCGUGAUCUAGCGCGCAGCAAGGCAAAACGUCGCAUCGCCGCCAUCGACAAGCUUGCCAAAGUCCAUAGUAAGCGAGCCCCGGCCGGGGCCAAGAAGCAGAGGGAGAGCAAUUUGCUCCAGCAGGCACGUGAAAUCUUUCAGUUGCCGCUUUCAUCCGAUUAG
Symbiodinium sp. CCMP2592 is the source of this 3406-nucleotide messenger RNA. Lineage: Eukaryota; Dinophyceae; Suessiales; Symbiodiniaceae. The record is from the annotation of a GenBank genome assembly.